Seminavis robusta is the source of this 1347-nucleotide messenger RNA. NCBI's taxonomy places the organism in Eukaryota, Bacillariophyta, Bacillariophyceae, Naviculales, Naviculaceae. The record is from the annotation of a GenBank genome assembly.
AUGAGUGACAGUCGAGAAAGUUGUACGGAUAAAACCAAAGUCGCCGAUCAUUGGGCUCUAAAAUACAAUACGGCGGGAUAUCCAAAUCACGACAAACACUACGAAUUCUCGCUGCCAAUUGGAGACAUCGAAGCAAAGUCUUUUAAAAGCUCUUUGGCAGAAUUGAACAAGCAAGUGACAGGAGACGCCGCCGUGGUGGGAGACCCUAAAUUCAAUUCGUGGCUACUUCAUCCUAUCUCUGGUUCCAGAUCGGACAAAAGGAAAAUGUUGGAGGCAGCAAGGAAAGAAGAAGAAAUCGUGCUUUGGGAUCAGAUGUUUGGUGUGGAUCAUGAGCAACAAACACAACAAAAACAGGCAAGUUUGGGAUCCUUCCCUUUGAAGAAACUACAAUUUCAGACCAUGCUACAUCUCUCAGAAUCUAGAUUGACAGCUACCAUGGGUCGGACAACUGAGACUCUCGCCAGUCUCUCUCUAGCCAAUGUGAAGAUGACCCCGGCAAUUUCUACCGGAGGUGAUCCGAGUCAAUCUUGCCUGUAUCAACAUCCAUCUUUGACGCACAUUCACGUUGCACAUUCGAUGCUUCCAGACGACAAAGGCACAUGGGAGUGUUUGAUGAGCCUUCUUCAAGAUGCACUGACAUGUCCCAACCUCGAGUCUGUCAACAUUUCCUUAGGCCCCGUGACGACAUUCCAAGAAGUAUCUCUGGGAGCCACUCUUCCCGACAUGUGGUUGCCGUCUUUGAGAUUGAAGCACUUGAAAAUUGAUCGACCACUCCGCGUGCACAAACGCAUUGUGAGUAGGAUUUGCAAUCGCCUUUAUGCACCAGAGAGCCCUUGGAGCGAUUCUUGCUGCUGCAUGAAACGUUUGCACAUGAUGAAUCAGGCUACCAUCCGUUCGAUUUCCACAAUGUUGGCCAAAAGCAAUAGUCUCCAGACACUCUCUCUUCCCGUUUGGCUCCACAAUGUUGAGUCUUUUGCCACAGCUUUGACCACCAAUAGAUCUCUCCAGAGCUUACAGCUACAUCUCGAAGAGUUCCGUGUCAAAAGGAGGCCACCUCAAAUCCGGAAGCUUGCUGUUCCAGAGAAACUGUUCUGCAACAUGCUGGAGGAGAAUCAUGCGCUCCAGCAUCUUGUUAUCACGGGUAUUCCCGCAUGUGUGUGGGAAAGUGGAACAUUGCCAGUGAACUUCUUGCUUCGACUCAACCGAGCUGGACGGAAGCGUUUGCUGAGUUCGGACCCUCCAGCAUCGGACGAGCUUUGGUUGCGUGCCAUCAUCAGCUGCAAGGAUGAAACCGAUCUCGUUUAUUUCUUUCUAUCACAGAACCCCGCAUUGCUUGAAGGAGUGUGA